AUUCAUUAUUUUUUUCUUUUUGAGUGUACAACAACUUUAGGCACUCAGACUACGUUGGUGAAACUUGGCGAUAACUGCUUAUUCGUUUGGAAUAUACGUGUCUUUGUGGAAAAUAAGAAUCCAAGAGUAAAAGGGAGACCAGGCCUUUCAACGGUCUCAACCGUCUUUAGUAAAAAAAACUUAUAUAAGACAGACGUGGAAAAAAGUUGGAAGCGACAACGGGUGGAUCACCGCCACUCCUAAAACACUGCAAAGCGGAAAACUGCCAAACGUUCGCGUUCCUCGUUUUUUGGGCUUUGAGCAGAAGCAUGGCUAAAAAAUAUGAUUUUCUUUUCAAGCUUUUACUCAUCGGCGACAGUGGCGUCGGGAAGACCUGUCUUAUUAUCAGGUUUGCAGAAGACAAUUUCAACAGCACAUACAUCUCAACCAUUGGGAUUGAUUUUAAAGUAAAGACGGUGGAAGUUGAUGGUAAAAAGAUUAAACUCCAAGUUUGGGACACUGCUGGUCAAGAACGAUUUAAGACCAUCACUACUGCCUAUUACCGUGGUGCAAUGGGUAUUAUUUUGGUAUAUGACAUUACAGAUGAGAAGUCCUUUGAAAAUAUUCAGAACUGGAUGAAGAGUAUUAAAGAGAAUGCCUCUGCGGGUGUAAAUCAGAUGCUUUUGGGGAAUAAAUGUGAUAUUGAGAACAGAAGAAAAGUUUCAAAGGAGGCAGGGGAAAAGCUCGCAAAGGAUCAUGGCAUUCGUUUUUUUGAAACAAGUGCCAAAUCAAGUUUAAAUGUUGAAGAGGCCUUUCUGGGACUAGCACGAGACAUUCUUCAAAAAAAUGAGAAGAAGGCUCCUGUGAACAGAGAUAUGAAACUGGAUACAUCAGAGAAGAAGGCUUCAAAGUGUUCACUAAUCUAAUGAAGACAGAGGGAAUAAAAAAUGAUGUAGUGCUCGAUUGGAGCUGUCAAAGAUUUGGACCAAUCAUGAUGAGUGUGAAUGACUCCCUGACCUUCAGAUACUUUUAAUAAUGAUGAAAACAAGAAUAGCAAGAACAGCCACAAUUCUCAAGUACUGGAGGAAAUAGUUAUACCUGUAUCUUUCUUAGACUUUCUAACACUUAAUGUUCAAUAUAAGACUGCAACAGCUUUUUAAGAUAUUUGUCUUGUGUAUACCUGUUAUACAGGGCAGAUAUCAUUCCCAGUUCUAAUUUUCAAUACUCAGCUUUGCUUAUUUCUCCUUGGCAUUGCAGCCAGUCUCAUAACUUGUUUAUUACCUCAUUACAGGGUGCCAAUAUUGAAGUGGAAAUUGGAUAGGAGUUUCUUGACUCCAGGUGCUUACUGUGUGCUAACUACACAGAUGUACAGUAGAGUACAUUAAGUUUUUGUCCAUUUUAAAGAAAAUUGUAUUUUUUUCCUCUUACAAUAAGUUCCAGAAGUGAUUGUAACAACAGUUAAUGUUUCAUGCAUGUGCCUUUUGGUCAGAUGACAAAUACAAACCCAUUUUUUUUCUUCUUUGUUUUUUUCCAUAACAUAAUGUAUUGGACAGAAGACCUUAACCCACCAAUGCAUUUUAUUUAAGGGUCGAUUGGGCCAAAAGUAUUAAUGGACACUCCCUGUCAAUCUCUGAGAAAAUCAACUUAAUUCUGAUAUGCUAGAUACAUGUAGAAAAAAAUGUUUGCAUUUUUAUUCUUGACACGCAGCAGAAGAUUUAGGGUUUGGAAAUGUAAGCAAGUUGAAAUGUUCUGUAGACCAAAACAAAUAAUAUUUCUUGACACGUCUAGGACAGAAGGAAUGGCAUGUAGUACAUCUGGAGGAGACUGGAGAGAAAGUAUGAGCUGUCAUUAAGAGAAAUAUAUGAUGUUGGCGGCUAUGAAUUACUAAGAUACGUGGAGUUUUGGAUGCAUUUAUGAAGGUGUAUGAAGGUAUAGCAGUUUGGGACAAUUGAAAUAAAAUUGGUUUUUUUGCUUACACGGGAGUCUGAUGUGAGUGAACUUUUGUGUUGAUGCUUUGAGGCUGAGAACAGCAGUAUACAUGCUUUCUGCUACAAUAUUCAUAGUCUAAUUAUAACUCCUGCUACUUUGAAUUCUAUAGUGGUAACAAAAAUAUUAUCUAUACAAAAACAUUCAUUACUUUUUACUUAGGUGUUAUUUUUUAAGUUGUAACCUGUCUAGGACAUUUUGAACUGAGUCAGUGAGUUCUUGGGAGUCUCAGACCUAUGUAUGUUUUUGACAUGCUGCCUGAGGUUUCCUCUACAUUGGCAAUGUGCAGAGCUAGGAUGAAGUGUCAAUGGAUUAGAUAAGUUUGUUCGUCAGUGCCAGUCUCACUUCUUUUGGUGCAUGGCCUGAGGCCCACCAAAAAAUAAAACAGCAAAUGUAAAAUUUCAUGGCCUUUUGUUUCUGUUUCAAAAUUGAUGUUUGUUGUAAGUCAUAAUCAUUCAUAGGUGUGUAUAAAUCCAACCUUUACUUAUACACAGUGCAGCCAUCCAGACUUGAGGUGAAGUAAUAUUUACAAACUACGAAUAUCUGUCAAUGUAGUUUUAUUUAGUACUCUUAAGCUGACAAGGAUGUGUAUGUGAUUGAAAUUACUAAACUCUCUGUCCUUGAAUAAAAAUGCAAACUUUCUAUGUUUUGUUUUGAAUUGAUUUCCAAGAGCUACUAUUUCUCAUGAACUGACAAGUACUCCUUCUGCGGUUAUUUGCUGAGAUGUAAUGCAGUUCCAUCUGUAAUAUAGAAAUGUACACUUUGAGCCAUUAGCUCUGCCACUAGCUUCAAGUAUCAUUCCUGACAUCCCUUGCAUAAUUUAGGUAACUUCAUGAUGUUUGACUACUUCAGUGGAAAACCUUACUAUUUACUGUAUUUCAGUUUUUCCUCUUGGUUUUCAUCCUUGGAGCUGCUAUUGUUACAGUAUAUUUAAAAAUCAGAAAAAGGCAAUAAAUGAUGCAAGUUCAAUGUUGCAGAGUUACUUUGGGUUAGCUGUGAAGGGGUAUUUUAACAAGCCACUAACUUUUGACAUAAAGGGAUUGUUUCUACUGUGCCUAAUGUUACAGUGUUCAUUUAAGGUAAUCUCUGAGAGACCUUUGGAGACCAUACCUGAAGACUCCUGCAAGUACUCUAUUUAGUAAUUUCAUAACUGCUUUGUUCUAAAAAUAUAAGUCAGCACUGCUUCAUUUUGUUGUACAGCAAAUGGUUUCUAUCAGACACUUCAGGAAACUUCAAAUGUACUGUAAGGCAAAAUCAAUUAUCUUUUUUUUUAAUUAUGUCAUAUAUCAAAGAAGUGCCCAAAAUACAGUUUUGAAAAGCAGCAUAUAUUAAUAGUGUACCUGAUUUAGAUGGUAUAUUUACAGUCUCUGUAAAUUUGUCAGCAUUAGCAUAGAGUGCAGAAAUAAAAGAAAUGUACAGUCACCUUGUCCAAAGAUUUAGAGUGUUAUCUAGAAAGUGCAGAUAACCAGUAAGGUGUGUGUAUUUUCUUUGAUGUUUAAACUUCUGCAGGUCAGUAUGAAGAUUUGCCAAGUGCAACAGUAAGCUCUAAUGCACAAGUUUCAUUUUUUGAUGUAUUUCUAUGUUCUGUCCUGCUUUGUACUAUAAAGGCAUUAUGUCUUAUGUGACCUGAGUGAUAAGUAAAUGGAAAGCAAUUAAAACUUUUAUUUACAAAAAU
Molecule: messenger RNA, 3640 nt
Organism: Erpetoichthys calabaricus (reedfish)
Lineage: Eukaryota; Metazoa; Chordata; Cladistia; Polypteriformes; Polypteridae
Gene: rab13
Product: RAB13, member RAS oncogene family
Exons: 8
Coding region: 309-905 (198 amino acids)
Biological process (GO): regulation of exocytosis; protein localization to plasma membrane; Golgi vesicle fusion to target membrane
Cellular component (GO): endosome; synaptic vesicle; plasma membrane
Molecular function (GO): GTP binding; GTPase activity
Source: RefSeq, a predicted model, not a curated record